AUGGGGAACAGGAUGUCAUGCCCAAAUGGGCAUGCAGUGAUAUCCAUUGAUUUCUUGCCUUUCAACCCGAAAUGGAAAUGUGAUCGUUGCAAGAAGAAUUUCUCAUCCAAUGACCAAAGGUGGCGCUGCUGCAGCAAAUGCGACUUCGAUCAUUGCACUUCCUGCAUCGAGGCAGUUGACUACAAGCCCAAGCACUCGCACACGCUGGCUUAUGUCAGCUAUGCGUGCAGUGAAUGUGAAGAAAGCUUUGUGGGGGAUCGGGUGUACUGCCCUCCAUGCAAAACUACAUACGAUGCAUGUUAUCGCUGCGCCCUGCUUAAAAUUAUGGCGAAGGAAGCAUCCAGCAGUGGGAAAGUUAAAUCUAUUACAAUCAAUCCAACCCCAUUCUCAUCAGGAGCUACUCGUGAAGUAUUUAAAGUUGAUGCUACUAUGGAGGAUGGUUCGAGAAAAGACUACGUCAUGAAAGCUUUCAAGCCCAAAUUCUUCAAUGAAAAAUGGGACAUGGACGUAUUCGUGAAGAUCCACCUGAAAGCUUGCGAACUUCCAGACCAGUUCAACAAGGAAAUGCAGCUGAACCAUCCUAUCAUUUUCAAGCAACCGAUUCUUCACACAAUCAGUACCACAGUGGAGAAGGAUGGGAAACCUGUAUUUGUGAAGGGAGAGAAAGUGGUCUUGGAACAGUUCAUAUACGGAGACUAUGAGAAAUUCACCUCCAAUUCUGGGUUUAUCCUUGACGGAUACACUGCUCCUGGAGUCUUCACCCAUUAUACGUGGCACAAGACGCGGGAGUUAAUUGUCUGCGAUCUACAGGGAGUACGUCAAAUCACUGGUGACACGAACGACGCCUACUACUUCACCGACCCAGCCAUCAACUCGUUGAAACAAAAUUGGGGACCCACCGACAUGGGAGCUCUAGGAAUUGCUAAUUUCUUCAAGAAUCACACUUGCUCGAAGUUCUGCAGUACGUGGGUCAAACCUUCGCUUGCGGAACAGGCCAAAUUAUUGCAAGUCAGUCAGAAAACUACGUACGCGGCUUCUCGCGCCCCUGGUGGAGCAAAGCCCCAACCCGGCAUGGACACAGAGCUUGCACAGCUCUUUGGCAACUUGUUGGCCAGAAUUGCAACUUCAGGUGGCAAACCGCCGAUUGAUGAUCACACCACAUUAUUGCAAAAUUGUCAAAAAACCACGUAUGCUGUACCUCCCAUGCCCGGUGCAGAGCAAGCUUACAUCCUGAAAGCUUUCAAGCCGAUGUCCUUCAACGCUGAAAUGAAUGUGGAUAUAGUUAUGAAGGUCUACUUGAAAACUCACCAACUUGCCCUGCAGUUCAACCAGGAAGUGCCACUCAAUCAUCCCAUCAUUUUCAAGCAACCAAUUAUUCAUUCAAUUAGUAGCACAGUCGAGAAUGACGGGAGACGUGUAUUUGCCGUGGGAGAAAAAGUUGCCCUGGAACCGUUCUUAGAAGGUAACUUUCAGAAAUUCGUAUCCAAUUCCGGAUACAUUCUUGACGGAUACACUGCUCCAGAGGUCUUCACUCACUACACAUGGCACAAGACGCGAGAGCUGAUUGUCUGCGACUUGCAAGGCGUGCGUCAAAUUGAAGGCAAAAAGGACGACGGGUACUACUUCACCGACCCUGCCAUUGACUCCUUGAAGCAGGAUUGGGGACCCACUGACAUGGGAAAGCAAGGGAUACUGAAUUUCUUUUCCAUUCAUAAGUGCAGCAAGUUCUGCAAUAAGUGGGACAAACCCCCAGCUGAAGACCAAACCGCAUUAUUACCAGUUGUUCAGAGAACCUCCUAUGCUGAUUCUAACGCCAUAGGCAGCGCUAAGUUCCAACCAGGGAUGGACACGGAGCUGGCUCAGUUGUUUUCUCAAUUAUUGUCUGGGAUGUUUUUCACUGAUGAGCCUCAACAAAUAAAUUGA
Molecule: messenger RNA, 1923 nt
Organism: Darwinula stevensoni
Lineage: Eukaryota; Metazoa; Arthropoda; Ostracoda; Podocopida; Darwinulidae
Source: the annotation of a GenBank genome assembly